AUGGGUAAUUGUCAUUCAAGUAAAAAAGCGUCUAGCUUAGAUAAAGAAGAAGAAGAUUCUAGUGUACCUUCUGGAAUUAUUACUCCUAGAUUCUUCAACGUGAGUCGAUCUACCCAAAAUUUUCAUGAAGCUUCAAAAAGUUCUUUUGAAACUGAUAUUUCAGAAGAGAAAAGACUUCAAUCGCUACAUGAUUAUAUGUCGAAUCUAUGGCAAUCUAAAUUCUUUUCCCCAAUACAUCAAAAACUAAAUAGUGGUGCUGUUAAGGUUCUUGAUGUUGGGUGUGGAACUGGUGCUUGGAUCAUCGACAUGGCGAACAAAUAUCCUCACACAAAAUUUAUAGGUCUAGAUAUGUCACCAAUAUUUCCUACCUCUAAUCUUCCUUACAAUGUUGAAUUUAUACAAGCUGACCUGCUUAAAGGACUUCCAUUCGAUGAUAAUACAUUUGACUUUGUAUAUAUGAGUAAUUUAGUUAGAUAUUUGUCGACGAAAAAUUGGGAAGAUAUUGUAAUUAAAGAAUUGGUCAGAGUAUCAAAACCUUACGCAUUCAUAGAAGUGGUGGAAGGUGAUUUAACUUUACAUAACAAAGGUCCUGUCACUACUAAAUUACAUGAAGCUUUCCUCGCAUCUAUGCAUGCUAAAGGAAUUAGUCCAUUGAUUGAAACUAUCAUUACUAGAAUUUUUCAAACAAAUCCAAACUUGUCAAAUUUUAAUGUAGAAACAAAAAUCGGUUAUUUAAAUGCGUGGGAGGAAAAUGGGUUACAAGUAUUCAAAAUGUUAAAAAAAUCAAAUCUAGAAUUUAUGUGUUAUACUCCAUCAGAAUAUGAUGCUAUGCUUGAAACUUAUGUAAAAGAAACAGAUGAAUAUAAUACCUAUUGUAAAUUUUAUCGUUUUUAUGCUCAAAAAAUUGAUUUACCUCCGACUCCAAUUUCACUUAAAUCUCCAAAUUAUAUAAAUUAUUCUCCUUCGUCAACUUCAAAAAAUUUCCCUCAAAAGCCUCAAUUACCAUUAAGAAGCAAUUCUGCUAAAGUUAAUUCUUCAAAUAGUUUAGGUAACUUUAAAAAUAAUUCUUUAAAAAAAAUCCCUUCCCAUCAAAGUUUAACAUAUCAAAAAUUAUCAUAA
Molecule: messenger RNA, 1119 nt
Organism: Cetraspora pellucida
Lineage: Eukaryota; Fungi; Glomeromycota; Glomeromycetes; Diversisporales; Gigasporaceae
Source: the annotation of a GenBank genome assembly